Messenger RNA from Linderina pennispora, 1914 nucleotides. Its product is annotated as cysteine proteinase. Gene Ontology annotation, cellular component: cytosol; nucleus. Gene Ontology annotation, biological process: regulation of protein stability; protein deubiquitination. The transcript is spliced from 3 exons. The record is from RefSeq and is a predicted model, not a curated record. Gene Ontology annotation, molecular function: cysteine-type deubiquitinase activity; protein binding; cysteine-type endopeptidase activity. NCBI's taxonomy places the organism in Eukaryota, Fungi, Kickxellomycota, Kickxellomycetes, Kickxellales, Kickxellaceae. The coding region runs from base 96 to 1760 and encodes 554 amino acids.
CUUCCUUCAGUACCUGCCACUGCUUUAUUGAAAUACGAACGGAAUUAUAGGCCACGUAACUCGAGGCUAUUCAGGGCAUUCAGACAGUUACUCGUAUGCCUUCUAGCUCAAAAGAACCGUCUGCAGAGCCGUCCCUGAUGCCACGCGAGCCAGCGUCGCGAGAAUCAGGCCGCAAAAAGCGUAGAAUCCUCGUCCGGCCUAACAGGUCCAUGCCCAAGCAAAGUGCGUUCCAGCGGAUUACUGCAGCUGAAGACCUGGGGUGCCUGGAAAAGUACGUGCCGCUAUACAACAACUACCACGAUGUCGGCUCAGCUGUGUAUCACUGGGAGAUCGACAGCUGGUCUGAGCUUGUUCAGGGCUCACUGAGUCCCAAGUUCUCUGUCGCCGGAAGCACAUUCCAGAUAUUGGCGUAUCCAUCGGGUACCACGCUGCCUAGACACGUUGCUCUAUACAUCCAGUAUUCUCAGACGGACACUGCUCCUCACGAUGGGUAUGCGUGUGCCUACUUUGCACUUCUUAUUUCAAAUCCAGCUGAUCCCACCGUCGGUAUAAAGUCGGCAUUUCAGCAUCGAUUUUCCACCCACCACGAGGCGUUUGGUGCUGAUGACUUUGGACGAACUUCAAAGAUGACGGUCAUCCAGCCUGGAUUCCACAGAGAGGUGGUGCUUGAGAACUGUGUCCGCAUCAGUGCAUAUAUCCGGGUAAUCAACGAUGAAACCGGGACGUUGUGGGACCCGCAAUUCCCGGCUGCACUGGGACUGUCUCGGCUGCUGCUGUUCCCCUAUCUGAACGGGCUAUUGCAAAUGUUCUACCAUCUGAGGGUGCUACGACAGGCUAUUCUUCAAGUGCCAAUUAGUGGUGAGUGCUACCGGCCUGUCCUUGACUCUAUCCAUUGCCUGUUUUCUACUUUUGACGAACAAGAGGCUGCCGCGAACCCGAUGGAUGUUGUCGAUGCCCUCACUCGCCGCAGCAUUACAUCAUUGCCUGCUACGGAGAUCCAAGAGUUUUGCACCUUGUUACGCAACGAACUAAUCCGUAGCCUGCGAAACACAUUUUCAGCUGGCGCUAUUGCCACACUAUUCCAGGGGCGGAUCCGAACAACAAUAACUAAUACCAUGAAGCAUGCGUCUAGGUCACACUCUGAGGAUAUCCAUGACCUAAUGCUCGAUAUUCGCAACCACAGCUGCUUACAUGAUUCGCUGGCAGCCUUUUGCCACCCAGCUCCCCUGUCAUUUCAGAAAAGAUCCGAUAACCAGGAUGUUCAACAGCCAGCAGGGAUGCAGCGCACUUGCUUCGAAAGACUUCCACUGGUGCUCCAUCUCCACCUCAAUCGUUUUGAGCGUGAGCGUGAUGAUGGCUGUGUUGUAGUGCAGCCAGACCCGUUCGAAUUUCCGUUGUCGAUUGACAUGAAUCCGUUCAUAUGCGAACCCAAGCAGCCGGUGGUUCCAUCUGUAUAUGUGCUCACUGGUGUCCAUUUCUGUCACCAGAACACAGAUGGAGAGCUCACAUACAGCUGCUUCCUUUACCGAGGCAAUAACUGCGGCUGGGUGCAGUGUAUUGAUGGCGUUGUUUCACCAGUGAAUGGGUGUGAGGUACUUGACCUAGGCACAAGGGUUGGUCCUAUCACAAUCCUUCGCAACAGAGUGAAGAGAAUUACCAACCCAGCAGAACAAGUCUACAUGCUAGUGUACAUUCGCAAGGAUGUCCGGGAACAUAUCGUAGCAGGAGACGACUUUAUGGAUCUAAGCCCGGAUGAUUAACAGUAUGAUUUGGUGGUAGAAACGCGACAUAUUUCGGCAUUCACAAAAAAUAUAGCGAAUGUUGACGAUAUCCUACAAUCACAUUCCACCUUGCAUCGUGUGGCUUAGUUUGUCAUUUAGAUUCAUGUGUCGCUAUUGCGUGUCAGAAAUAUUA